Messenger RNA from Strongyloides ratti, 792 nucleotides. RefSeq lists its product as hypothetical. The coding region runs from base 1 to 792 and encodes 263 amino acids. NCBI's taxonomy places the organism in Eukaryota, Metazoa, Nematoda, Chromadorea, Rhabditida, Strongyloididae. The transcript has a single exon. The record is from RefSeq and is a predicted model, not a curated record.
AUGAAAAUAUAUCUAGUACAAUUUAUUAUUUUAUACAUUAUUUCUUCAAUUAAUGUUAUUGAAAGUUCUGAAGAUUCAACUAUAAAACCUGAAUCGGAAUGUUAUUGUCCAUGCCUGACAACAGAUGCACCUUUAGUUCAAACUACAUACAAUAAUAAUGGUAAUUCAUUUACAACAGCUGUAAAUUCUUUAUCACCGUUAGAUAGUGGUAAUCAAAAAACUACAGAAAAAAUGAUUUUAGCAACAAAAGAAGAUAAGGAAAAAGUGGAGGAGGUAAGUACUAUCAAAUUAAACAUAAAUGAUAGCAGCACACUCAAUCCAAUUGACUAUACCAUAGUAUCUGUAAUUGAUAAUGAACUUACAACACAAUCUAAUGUCAAUAAAAUAUCAAACCAACAUCUUACUGAUAACACUACACCAUAUAUUAAAUCAAGUACAUUUUUAGAUAAUACAACAACAACCAAAAUAGAAGAAGAUAUAUCAGAAAUUGUAGAAAAUACAACCACAACUAUUGGUGAAAAUAAAACUUUAAUUAUAGAUGAAAUAAAACAAACUACAGAAAAUUAUGAAACUACUGAGGAUAAAAAUAUUUUGUUAGAAAAAGAAAAUAAAACUCAAGAAAUAGUAAAAGAAUUAAACUUAACCACAAAAAUUCCUAAUCCACGUUUUUCUAUAAGUAAACUUUCAACAAAAACUGAAAUUUCAUCAAAUGAAGGAUAUGGAAUUGCUUUUAAAAUAUUAUUCUUUUUUCAAAAUAUUAAGAAAGUUAUAAUUAGUAACAUUUUCUACUAA